GAAAAUAUCGCAUGAUCUGCCAGUCAGUCAGUCAUAAAAGAACAGACAUUCUAUUCUCAUAAUUUUUGCUCUUGUAAUCGAAUUUAGUGGAAAAUUUCUUUGUUGUGUUGACAAUAUUUUACAACAAAUGAAUUCAUUAAAGUGGCAAGCAUAUUUAGUGAGUUCGGAAGUGUUUCGACAAACAAAAUUUUGUAAAAGUAACUAGCUGGUUGCACCUGACUUGUCUGUUUGUGGAAGUGCUUGUGCAAGAAAAUCAGUGUUUGGGAGGGGAUUCGAUGUCGAAAUCGGUGGGUCAAGGAGAAGAUUGCUGUUUUACGUGCACAGAACUCGAGGAUAAUUGGAUUAAGCAAACGAAGCUGUCGUUAAGGACAAUAGGAAUAUCUAGGAAGUAUUCGUAGUGAUUGCAAAGGCCCACCCUAUUACAUUCCAACGAGGUCAUCAAUUGCACAAUCAUUGUAGCCAGCUGCCAGUAAUUUGAAGGGAGAGCAACAAGAACAUUAUUGAUUUGUCAUCGAAGGACUUUGAAGUUAAAAACCCGCUAAGCUUGUAAAACCAGCAUGAAACAUGGAGUGAUCACAAAGAGACAACAUACGUAAUAGUGUUCAGGGGUCCCGUUCGAUGUUUCAAUGGAACUACUUUGUAGCAACAAGAUUACAUAAUUUUUGUUGAUGUUUUAUUUUCUCGCUUGAAUCAAUUUGGGAGUACAGUCUUGUGCAAAUCUCGUGAUAGAACCAUAAUACGAUGGCGCGCAGUGGAGGCAAUAAAUGUCCGCACCUAGAAAACGUCGUUCAGCUGUCGCUGCAGGAGCUGUGCAAAUUGAAGAAGGGCGAACCGUGCACCGAGUGCGUUGCGAACGGUCCAAAUCUUUGGAUAUGUUUGCAGAAAAAUUGCCUACACAUUGGAUGCUCCGAGCAGUACAAUGACCACAGUACAACACAUUUCCAAGCCAGCCGAACCCACUGCAUUCACAUGAAUCUUUCGUCCCAGCGGAUCUGGUGCUAUUUGUGUGAGUUUGAGGUGUUUCUGGUGCAACAACAGCACCAGCAGAUCCGGCGAACCUCGAUGGUGAGCAAUGAUUCAAGUGAUACCAGUCGCUAUUCGACAAACAACGAGAAGCUGUUGAUGUAUGGAGAUCGAUUUGCGGUGGGCGCCGGUGGUGGUGAGUCCUGUGAUAGUAGCUGUGAGGAAGAUGAGUUUGAGAGACAUGGCAAGUGGAAUGGAUUGGUUGGGCUGCAGAAUAUAGCGAAUACUUGUUACAUGAAUGCAGCGAUUCAGGCUUUAAGCAAUAGUCCUCCGUUGACAGGGUUCUUCUUGGACUGUGGCUCAGUCCUGGAAACGGAUUUAUUAGGAAAUCAAACUGUUUCAAAGCCAGGACUUGCUAAACAUUACCAUAAACUAAUCAAAGAUAUGUGGUGCAAGAAUCGCCGAUACAUAGUACCGAGUGGAAUACUAUAUGGAAUACGGAUAGUUCAUCCGAUGUUCAGAGGUUACCAGCAACAUGAUACCCAAGAGUUUCUUCGUUGUUUUAUGGAUCAGCUUCACGAGGAGUUGAAAGAAGUCACCCAGCCUCCUCCAGAUUUGCUGUCGCUACAAGGUAGAGUUCAUGGUAACGGCGAUGAUCAGUCGGCCUGCUCUUCUCCAUCACCUUCACAAUCUGAAGCAGAGUAUGAGACCUGCGAUAGCGGUGUCUCGGAACAAUCAAGUCUUUCAGAUGAUAUUUCUGUCGAUUGCAAACGAAACAGAAAGCUGUCCCGAUCGCCUAGUCUAAACACAAGCCAAAGAAAUGUUACUUCUACCAGUCGACAGCAGUCGCCGAUAGGGAGUAAUCGAAGUACAUCUAGUAGCACCGGAAGCAUGACUUCCUCCCACCAACAGCAGCAAGGAAACACCAACGAUUCACAGCAGCAGAAAGCGACAAAGGAUAAAAUUUCAGAACGAUCUAUUAUCAGUGAUAUUUUUGACGGCAAACUUCUGUCGUCUGUUCAGUGUUUGACAUGCGAUCGUAUAUCAACUCGCGAGGAAACAUUCCAAGACCUGUCGUUACCCAUUCCAGGAAAGGACCAUUUGGCUGUAUUGCAUCAGACCCAUUCCGGAGUGCCUGCUACUAGUCAUCCGACUUCGGUAGGCGGCGGUAGUAGCAGUAGCACCGGAAUCACUUGUUCCGAUGCUGUCUAUCCAGUGACGGGGGACAGUUGGAUUUGGUGGAUCUGGAAUUGGCCAUUUUGGACCUGGGUACGUUCGUGGUUUUGGGGGCCAGCUGUUAGUUUGCACGAUUGUAUGGCUGCUUUCUUCAGUGCUGACGAGCUUAAGGGAGACAAUAUGUAUAGUUGCGAGAAGUGCAAUAAACUGAGGAACGGUGUGAAAUAUUCCCGCGUUUUGGCCCUGCCGGAGAUGCUGUGCGUUCAUUUGAAACGUUUCCGUCAUGAUUUAUCGUAUAGUUCAAAAAUAUCCAGUCCAGUUCACUUUCCUUUGCAUGGGCUCGACAUGCGCCCGUAUCUGCACAAGGACUGUAAAUCGGAAGUCACUUCGUAUGACCUGUGUGCGGUAAUAUGUCACCAUGGUACAGUAGGUGGAGGUCACUAUACCAGCUUUGCUAAACACGAUCCCACCGGGAAGUGGUUCGAGUUUGAUGAUCAGCUCGUGACGCAGGUUAGCCCUGAGGAUGUACAAAAUUGUGAAGCUUAUGUGCUGUUCUAUCGAAAGAACAAUUCAAAAAUGAUAACAAUUCGGGCACAGGCAAACGAUUUGCAUAGCGUGCAGGAGCAUGCCUCGGACAUUCGUUUCUACAUCUCGCGGAAUUGGCUUUAUCGGUUCAACACAUUUGCCGAACCGGGUCCCAUCGACAACUGGACGUUACUUUGUCCGCACGGAGCGUUCCCCCCGAACAAGGCACCGUACUUUUCAAAACUGGUAGUACCAAUACCCCAGGGAUUGUGGGAUUUUCUGUACCAAAAGUUUGGCGGUGGUCCUGUGUGCAAUCACAUUUUUCCUUGCCACAUUUGUAAGAAAGCCGCUGAGUCGCUGUCUAGAAGGCAAAGAGCAGAACUAGAAGCAUUUACCACAUGCAAUGAUGAAUAUCAGUACAACGAAACCCCAACCACCAUAUAUGCGAUUUCGAUGGCUUGGUUCCGCCAGUGGCAAUUGUUUGCCCGUGGUGUAACAACCGAAGAACCAGGUCCGAUCGACAACAAACUGAUUGCAAUUAUCGGAGAUACAAGUGUUCCGCUGCGCAACGUUCGCCAGGGAUCGGACUAUGCUCAGAUUAAUUCCACACUUUGGCAUUUCUUCUAUGGCAUUUACGGUGGCGGACCGGAAAUUGUGCUUCGUGGCCAACCGGUUCCACCACCGGAAUCGAGAGUGCCAAAAAUCGUCAAGGAGCGCGAUCAAGAACCCAUGGACGUCAGUGAUACGAUUCCACAGUCUUCAAAAACUUCUACCGUAACAAAUGGACGGCAAGAUGCUCCGAUAGAAGUCCCGACUGAUGUAUCCUUAAGUACAGUUAAUACAGGGACUCAAAAGCCCCAAAAGAGUGUAUCUUUCGAGGACAACGAAAGCUACAUGGAAAACGAGGUCGAUUACAAUGAAUCAUCUCGGUCAGUGCACACGAAACGGAAACAGAUAAGGCGGCAUAAAGAACAAGCUAAAGAAUCGAAGAAAGCGGAAACGGAUAGUGCCGAUGGGUUGGUCACUUAUCUGCGACGAAAGCAGCUAAAGCACCAACAGCAAAUAUCGCAAGAUGCCGACAACGAGAGGUACAUUGCUGACUUGUUGGACAUGAAAGGCAAAAAGGAAAGACGGCAUCGGUCUGGAAUGAAAACAAACGGCCUUUUUGGGGCGGAAGGCAAAUAUCAGCCAGCCAAUGCGGAAACCGUCUCCAACGGUAACAUACCCCGUGCAGAAUCGUUCUCUCAACCGUCCGCCGCUAACAAAACCAAUCACAACAGCUUCGGUUCGGCUGCUGCUGUUACAUUUUCCAAAUCAGCGGACGAAUUCCAUUACCAUCUCAGUGCCAAUGCGAGCGAGCCCGGUAGCGUUGAUCCCUCUAAAUCUGUGGACGAGAUUAUGCCGCUGCUCACGCAGACCUCCAUCAGUCGUGGUCCAACGGUCGAGGACGAGGACGACGAUGGUAACGAAAGUGACGGUGGUCCGAAGAGUUCGACAAAGGAACGAUCGCACCAUCAUGGUCGGAAAGGUCACCGAAGUAGCAACCAUGCGACCGAAAAUGGCCAAUCCGAACGCGGGAUGAUAUCUUUCGGUGGGAAGAAACUAAAGUCAAAAUAUUUGAAAAGCAAAUCGACCAAAGGAGGAGUGAUACUGGAUGGUGCGAAUGGGCAGAUAUCGUCAGUAGCUAACGGAACGAAUGCCAGUGAUAGCGAGAAAUGAGUAAAGCCAGCGCUUCGACGUUUUCGCUUUCUAUCAUUCUCGUGAUAGUUUUGUUUGGAGCUGUAAAUAAUAGUUUAUUUGUUUAUCAAGCAUUUUCUUUUACUACUUUUUGAGUAAGGGUUUAAAUUCUUCUUGGAAGGCUAGCGUGGUCUUAAGUUCUACAGGAAACGGAAAUUAUAGUUUUAUUUACCCUUGUUAGGCGAUGUCCUCUGAAUGUUAUUCUAGUGUUCUUCGAAAUGGUACACUUUUUGUCAAAAAUGCCAAACAAUUUGUUCAAAAUACCGGGAAGCAAUGCAAAUUAUUCGUUAAAUUAUUCAGUUAAUACAAAAUAAAAACAAAUAUUUCGCUUUAUUUAAGAAACUAACUUUUCAAUGUGUACCGUUUUAAAGUGCAUCGUAGGAUUUGUUUUCAACCACCAAUUAGAGAUAGUCUCAAAUCAUACAUUUUCUUUGCUCAUUAAUAGUAUAAUGAUCCGAACAGAUUCAAUUACCAAUUAAAGUUCAAUACAAGUCUUUUUCAAGUUGAUAGAUAUCAUUACAUUUUUCUUGACCUGUGUGGAUAACAUACAAUCAUGUUAAAUAAGAAGGGAUAAAGAAACAUAGGAAUAUGGAAAUUCGAAUGGGAUGUUAUUGAAACUUUGAAUAAAGUAGUAAAGUACAAA
Molecule: messenger RNA, 5044 nt
Organism: Topomyia yanbarensis
Lineage: Eukaryota; Metazoa; Arthropoda; Insecta; Diptera; Culicidae
Gene: Usp20-33
Product: ubiquitin carboxyl-terminal hydrolase 20
Exons: 6
Coding region: 742-4383 (1213 amino acids)
Biological process (GO): protein deubiquitination
Molecular function (GO): zinc ion binding; cysteine-type deubiquitinase activity
Source: RefSeq, a predicted model, not a curated record